This is a messenger RNA of Hyalella azteca, 3865 nucleotides long. RefSeq names its product CD109 antigen. NCBI's taxonomy places the organism in Eukaryota, Metazoa, Arthropoda, Malacostraca, Amphipoda, Hyalellidae. Gene Ontology annotation, molecular function: endopeptidase inhibitor activity; protein binding. The record is from RefSeq and is a predicted model, not a curated record. Gene Ontology annotation, cellular component: extracellular region.
UUUGGCUGGAGGAUAAUACGAGGCUGGGCGAUCGCCAGAGUCGUCCAUGACGAAGCAAUGCUUCAAAUUCUUGGCGACCAGCCGCUGGUUUUCCGCCCUGGAAUGCCCAUCACCGUCCACGCAUUUGCUUCGUACUCUGACCAGCAUCCCUUUGAUGAAGAGGAGCUUGUAGACGCUAAGGUGACCAUCACCUUGUCUGUCUAUGGGGGAACUAGUCAGGUGGAGAGCGCGGAGAUAUCAGGUCUUGAUCUGGUCGAGCAAGGCGGGGUCUCUAAAGCGGUUUUCGACAUUCCGGACUUGGCGGAAACUUUAAAAAUUGAUGCUCAGUUUAUAAGCUCAAGCGGCCUGCAAGCGGCGUCCACAGCGCUGGGCACCAAACACCACUCCCCUCGGGACUACUACCUCCAGGUGGAGACGUCUAGCCAGGGCACCGUUUCUGGAGACUACAUCGUUUUGCACGUGAGGAACAACUUCAGGACAGACUACAUCAACUUCAUGAUGAGUGGCAGCGGAGUGGCUCUGUACUCGGACCGCAUGGCUGUUGUUGACAAUUACCUUCCUACCGUCACCACCUUCGCCAUACCAGCGUCCACCGAAAUGGCGCCUGUGGCCAGAGUGACAGUGUGGGCCGUAGCAGACGACGGUCAGUUGGUCUCCCACGCCAUCGCCAUUCCAGUCAACCCCCUGGGGCGCCAUGAGGUCGGUAUCCGGUGGAAUGACCACAAAGACCACACGGGCGGUUCAUCCGAAUGGAAAAUGCUCGGUGAAAUUGGGUCCUUUUUCGGCGUUUCUUCGUUGUGGGAGGAAACAAACUUCCUGGACGCGGGACAUGACCUCGACGAGUCCCGAGUCCUGCAUCGCAUGAUGGGACUUGGAGAAGACGCCAUCUUAUCCGAGCAGUCAAGCCGGGCCCGUUUGUCGCAGCCACGUCCUAAAAACCAUCGCGUGCAGGACGAUUUCCCCUACGCCGAUGCACCGAAGCCUCACAUCCGUCGGGCCGCCACCAGAUCCCGCGACGGUGGAGGUUCUAAGGUGCAGUUCUUCCCGACCAGCCUGGGGGGUCCCGACGUUGCUUCUACCUUCGCCUUCGCUGAUCUACUUCUACUUACUGACACUACCGUCUACUACCAGCACAGUCAUUCUAUGGACACUGCGGAGUGCGAGUCGCCGGCGCUGCGCUGCCUGACGGGCGGCUGCUACCUGCCUCCUGGACGCUGCAACGGCCACUUCGACUGCACCGACAGAUCCGACGAGGCGGGAUGUCCCGUGGACGUAGACCCGCUACGGGAGUUCCGGCUGCACCGCAUGAGUCGCAUGUGGCGGGUCUACGACCCCGCGGACGGGGACUGGGCCUGGCGGGACGUGCGGCAGGAGGGGGCGGAGAUCCAAGUCUUCCCCAUCCCCAAGCGUCCCCAGACGUGGGUCGUCAACAUGUUCGCUGUGGGGAAGAACCUGGGGCUGGGGCUUCUGCAGGAGAAAAUAACGUUUGACUCAGCGGGCCCGUUCAUGCUGACGCUGGAGGCCCCGAAGGUGGCCCGUAUGUGGGAGCAAGUUGGCCUGCGGGUGUGCGCCUUCAACUUCCACUCGGCGAUGGUGGCCGCCCUCAUCAUCCUGCCGAUGUCUGACCAGUACAGGACGGUGGUGGUGGAAGAGGAUGGCAAGACCGAGGCAUACAAGCCCAAGACGGCAGAGGGAGAGUUCCAGCACCUAGUUUGGCUGCAGCCUGGGGAGUUCCGGGACGUGAGCAUCCCCAUCGUGUUCACGGGGAUGGGGGAGGUGAUGGUGACGGUGACAGGCUCCACCCAGAUGAUGAUGGACAGUGACUCGGCCACCAUCAACGUGCAGGCUGAGGGCGCAACGAUCGGGAAGCACACAUCACGCCUGCUGGACCUGAAGAACAGAGGCCUCGUGUACGAAUUCCUGGACAUUUCUCUGGACGAGUCACCCAUCAUCCCGUACUCCUUGAAACGCAGAUACAUAUACGAUACUCCUGCUGGACACAUCUCCAUCACUGGUGACGUGGUUGGACCAGCUUUCCCAGAAAUCCCAGUCACGACGGAGUGUCUCCUGGGCUUGGAACUGAUGGGGGCGGAGGCCGAGGCCUACAACUUUGCUGCAAAUUUGUGGUCCUUGCACUACCUGCGCCUCACGAACCAGCUGGAUAGUGACUUGACCCAUAAGGUCCUGAACGCCGUGGCGGUUCACUACGCCGCCAUCGCGAGGUACCAGAACGCCGACGGUUCGUUCUCGAUGUUCCCGGGCGACGAGGCGGGCGUGUGGCUCACCGCGCACAUCCUCAAGACGCUCCUCGUCGCCGACUUCCAGGACUGGGAGAACCACUUGUACAUAGACCGCCACGUGCUGAGCACAGCGACUUCUUGGCUCAUAGACCAUCAGACCAGCGAGGGCAGCUUCGCCGAGACCCCUCACUACCACGAGACCUUAGACCCAAAAGUAGACCCCGACAAGAGGAAGGCGCGCAACCGCAGCGUCGCCCUGACGGCGCACGCGCUGCUCGCGCUGGUGCCCGUGACGCCCACCCUGCAGAGCGCCCUCAGGGUCAGGGCGAACUCUGCCAUCACCAGCGCCCUCAGUUACCUAGAGCGCGAGCUGCCCAGCCUGGUGGACCCGUACGACGUGGCGGUGGUAGCCUGGGCGCUCACCAAGGCGGAGGCCGGGGCGUCCGACUUGGCCUUCGAACGCCUCGACCUCAUGAAGCGUACAGAAGGGUCACGCGUGUACUGGUCGAGGGAGCCCGUGGGGACGAACCCUCUGGUGUACGAGGACAGCCAGCGACCCUUCGUCCAGCCCAAGNACGACCAGAAGUGGGACGCGCACGCUGUGGAGACGACUGCGUACGCGCUGCUGCUGUACGUGGAGCGCGAGAGCCUCGGCGUCGUGCAGGAGAGCAUCGUGCGCUUCCUGGCCGAGAUGCGCGAGCUUGAUGGAGGCCUCAUAUCUACCCUCGACAGCGUGGUUGCUCUAGAGGCGUUAGUUGCGUACUCAUACCGCGCUCGUAUACGCGACAUCACAGACCUACACGUGCGCUUUGAGAUGUCAACCAACCCCAACCAGACGCUCGACGUGCACCUCUCCAACGACGGCAACCUGGCAGCCAUCCGCUCCUUUGACCUUGAAGCUAUCUACGGCCACAUCAACGUGAUAGGUCACGGGUCAGGUCAAGCUCUAGUACAACUGGACUACACCUACGCCGUCGACCAGCCCGACGAGCUAGACAUCCCCCCUGUGGAGGCCUACGACCUGGAGAUCAAAGCCCUGUACUCGGGCCGAAACAAUUCCCAUAUCAACAUAACCGCCUGUCAGAGAUGGACAUGCGAGGAAGCAGAGGAGACGAGCGGCUUGGCCAUCACCAGCAUCCACCUGCCCUCAGGUUACUACGUCAUGCAAGACGACCUCAUCCGUCUCGUGGACAGCAGAGUUGUGCCCAACCUGCGCUGGGCGCUACGCACCGACACUACGGUUAAGCUUUUCUUCAGCAAGUUGACGGAGGAGUGGACGUGCGUGAGCUACCAAGUGGAACGCUGGCACGCUGUCUCCAACCACUCCCGCUACAACACCGCCAUGGUUUACAGCCACUUCCAGCCUGAGCGGUUCAAUAUGACGCUGUUCGAGGUGUACCCUCUGUAUGACCUUGACAUCUGUGAAGUGUGUGGCUCUUUCCAGUGCCCCUACUGUCCCUUCUACAGCGGGGGCUUUAUACCCGCCCCCUCCAUGGGGGUUUGGUUGCCCCUGCUCCUGGUCUGGGGGUUAGUCUCCCAUCUGUGGACCCCCCCACCUAGAUGAGCCCAGCCUUUAUUUGUAUAUACUAUUAGUAUCCACUUUUUAAUUAUAUUUAACUUCACAA